This is a messenger RNA of Paramuricea clavata, 975 nucleotides long. The record is from the annotation of a GenBank genome assembly. NCBI's taxonomy places the organism in Eukaryota, Metazoa, Cnidaria, Anthozoa, Malacalcyonacea, Plexauridae.
AUGAAACAACAAGCAUCACAUGAAGUUCAGGCUGAAGAAAUGAAAAAUGAUGUUGCAGAAUGUGGAAUGGACAGAGAGCAGAAGAUCCUUAUUGCUGGAGGCUGGAAUGGGAAAAAACAUCUAAAUUCAGUGGAAAUGUUCAGUCUGUUAAACGCAACCUGGACAUCACUACAGCCAAUGAAAGAAGGUCGUUACAAAGCAUCUUCAGUUGUUCACAACAAUCAAAUUUUUGUCAUGGGAGGUUUGGGUCAGAGUGGAACAGAAAUCAAAUCAAUUGAAAAAUUAUCAUUGAAUGCUGUUCAAGUUAAUCAGUCCAUCACUUGGGAAAACGUUCUUGCUGAGUUACCUGAAGCAUUGUUUGGACACUGCAGUGUAGUUUAUAAUGGACGGUUGAUAGUGAUUGGAGGUUCUGAUGAUAGUAAAGACGCAUAUUGUGAUAGUAUUACUGAGAUUUCCCUUGAUCCACAUUAUACCAGUAAACUGUUGACUACCAUGCCACAGGCAAGAUAUCAUCAUGGUGUUGCAAUGUUUGGUGACAAGAUACUGAUUCUUGGAGGUAGGGUAGCUUUGCUUGUUCAUACAAACCUUGCAAGUGUUUUGUUGUAUGAUAUUACUAAGAAUGAAUGUAAGGAAUUAGCAGCCCUCCCCUACCCCGUGUCUGAAAUGGCCACAGUCAAGUGGGGUGAUGACAGUGUGAUCAUAGUGGGUGGUGUUGACAGUAACAAUCAACCAUUAAACAAAGUUUUAUUAUACAACAUCAAGACCCAGAAAAGUCGUAGGUUACCAGACAUAAAGUAUAAGAGGAGAGGAUGUGUGGCUGCAGUUGUCAGAGACACUGUUAUUGUCAUAGGAGGCCGAAAUGAAAGAAGAAAGUACUUAAAGUCUGUAGAAUGUUUUCAAUUUGAUCGCUAUAGCUGGCAAGAACUUCCUGAAAUGCAUAUAGCCAGAGCCUUCGUUACUGCAGUUGUAUGUUAA